CUCGAGUUCAUAUGUAUGAAAUUUACGUCUCGAUACAUAUCGCCUCUAUAAGAGAUCGCAAACACUCUCGUUAAUACUUCCACUAUGGCGCCGUCACACGAAUCGGGGUCCUGUCUGUGGAAUAGAAGGAUGCACAGGAGUUUCAUUUUCGCGAUUGGUAUUUUAAGUUUGCUUAUGUUAGUUGUUUACUAUCAAUACGACUUGUCAUCAAUAUCGAAAUUCCACCUAGACAAACUAGCACCAGGAGGGUCGGGCGUGGUAGGCGAUUCUAUAGCGACAGAAUCAAAUCCUUCAACUGGUGUAGCUUCGACAGGCUCAAAAGGAGGUUCGACUAAUACGAAAGUUGAAUUGGACCAGACGCGGGUUGCUCUCCUUCUCGAAACUCGGCCCUUACCUCAUUUGCCCGCUCUUCUCGCACAUUUUAUAUCUGUUUUACCCGCACCGUGGGUUUUCCGCUUCGUUGGAACCCCUGAAGCUAAUGCAUUGAUCUCAUCUUCCUCGUCUCUUUCUGGCCAUGUUAAGACCGGAAAACUAGUCAUUACCGAGCUCCCCGAGAAAUAUGCCAUCAAAGACCAAGAGACUAUAAGCAUGACUCUUACAGAUUUGACCUUCUACAGAGACUUUCUCGCUCCUGCAGAGUGGCUUCUGAUGUUUCAAAGCGACUCAAUGAUAUGCGCAGCCUCUGAGCAUAACAUAGAAGACUGGAUUUCCAAAGACUAUUCCUGGGUAGGUGCCCCAUGGAAUAUGGCCGUAAAAGGUGGGAAUGGAGGAUUGAGUCUCAGGCAUAUCCCUCCCAUCCUUAGAAUUCUCGAAAAAGAAGUUCGUGAGCCCGGUACUCCGUGGGAAGAUCGUUGGAUAUGCGAUCGCCUCAUAGCAUCGAAUGCUGCCAAAAUGCCUGGACCAGACGUAGAAGUCAAAUUCAGCGUGGAAAGCCAGUGGUAUGAGAAGCCCUUUGGUUAUCAUCUAAUAGGAAGUGGUAAAUUUUUGAUCCCAGCCGUCUGGGAUAAUAAAGAGCGCAGAAAACAUAUUCUGGAAUACUGCCCGGAAGUCAAAAUCGUCCUGGAUAUGGAUUUGAACAGAGAGAAAGAGAAAUUGGCCAAGGAACUCGAGGAACUGAAAUCUCCAAAGGCUGGCAUGGAAAAGGAGAAAGGGAAGGAAGAUGGACCCAAGAAAGCGCCCAUUCCUAGUCUAUUCAUGGCAUUUGUACAAGAUCCCUCAACCAUGGCCGAAUCUCAACCCACAUCCUCCUCUACAACCCCCCCACCAGCAGCUCCCACCACGGCAAUAGAUUCUUCACUUUUCUCACAACGAUCACGGCGUCAAUUUGGUCUAUUCAUGGGCGGUGCAGCAUUCGUUGGUCUUUCGGCUUUUGUCACUCGCAGAGCACUCGUACGAAAAUAUAAGAUGAUGCUGCCAAAAUUCUACACACCUAGUAAUCGGGUUCAUGAAGUGGAUGGAUCUAUGGAGGCAUUGGAAGCUUUGAGUGUAGCAACUAUAAAUGUGGCCAGUAUCAGCGUAAUGCUUAGUGGAGGGCUGCUAUGGGCUUUCGAUAUUUCGACGGUCGCUGACCUGAGGCAAAGAUAUCGGGCAAAGAUGGGAUUGCUCGCUCAAGAAACAAACCCAGAGGACGAGAAGCAAAUGGAGGAGUGGGUAAAUGCAAUGAUGGUUAAACUGAAUAUUGAUCCCAAGGAGUAUUCUGCUGAGAAGGGCGAGAAGGGGAAAGACGCUCUCGGAGGAGCCGGGGAGCAGCUGGAUGAUGCGCGGCCCUCAAAAUGGGCUCAGCCAGGUCAUCGAGUCGUCGUUCAGUCUCCGGUGCUGAAAAUUGCGAACGAGACACUCAUACCUGUGAGACGAUUCAAAGGCAAAGAUGAGAAUUCGGUUUGUUUCAUGCCCGUACAAGAUAUCGAAAAGGAUGGGAGUAUUGCCUACAAAAAUGCAGGGAUCGCUACGGAGGCUACGCAGAUGGAUGCUCAUGGCAUGGCAUUGAUCCAAAGCGACUCUGAAUUCGACUACCAACCUGGUGACCGAUUUUGGCUAUUUAUCACUGCCAAGGGAGACGGCUACGAAAAUGACGUUCCCGUCAUUAACCUACGAACUAUGGAAACAGGAUCGGUACCGCUUUCUCAUGUAUGUUGGUUCCCGAAAAUGCGCGGACCCGGCAAUGAAGUAUGGUCAUUUGGGGGCAACAUCAGAAAGCUCAAACUCCAUGGCAGAAACAAUUUUACUCUAUGGAUUUGGGGCAUAUGUCAAUAUUUGGAUGGACAGCCCGCAACGACUAAAUAUAUUCGAAUACCCGAAAGAAAUGUCAACACUGAUGAACAACAGUGGUUGAAAUCCUCCAACGCUCGGUCUCUAUUUUCUCACAUCUAUAAGAGCAUGACAAAGGAUUAUCAGCAGAUAAUCUCCCCAAUGUUGUCUCCACUUCGAGCAACGCAUUGCAGUAUUUUACCAAGAGGCUUGCACACACCACCCAUUUCGCCAUGUAUGAACGAGCCCCGACCAUUGAAUGAAGAUGUCAGUUUUACACCGAGGCUGGUAUCUAGGGAUUUGGAUGCUGCCUGGAAAAAUAUCAUGAAUCUCGCAUCGAAAGGAACACCGAGGCCUAUCCAGAGUAGUCUCAUUCACCCACAGAGAAUCCUAUCCUCACCCGAUCGUAGGAAAUUUCGUCGAACGGAUCUUGAUGAUACUCGGAGUGAUUUGGGUCAUUUUGACAGCACUGCUAGAUCAUCCACCAGGUCUCCUUCUUUGGACAUGGAGAGUAGAAAAUUCCGUGCUCCCAGUGAUGAUCUCAUGGAGUUAUUAGCGGAUCGGGAUGGAGGAGGCAUACGUUGCGCUUUACGCCUACUGGAUUGGACUCGAAAGCAGGUCGAGGAGAGUCGGGCGAAAGACGCAGAACAUUCGAGACUUUCGGCCGCACAUCCACUUCUCAGGAGAAACCCUACAAUAUUGUUGGAGAGAUACCAGAAGAAGAGAAACCUGUCAGCUAUUACAGAAUUGUGCGAUCGUGGAAAGGACGAUUGCGAGUGGUCACUCCAUUUUACUUCGAAGCAUUAUCAUCCCGACUACAAGAAAUGUAUCAUAAUGAAGAAUAUUCAAGAGCACGAGCAUUGUAUCUCGUCAUUACGGCCACUUCCCAGCAGUGCAGGUCCCUGUCUUCUUACUGCAGGUGCACAGGAACAUCAAUGUUGUAUCUGGGAAGAUGAAGACACGAGAAACUUGCCUGUUACCAUGGAAGAAUUCGAUGAUGUGAAGAUUGUGGAAGCUAAAAACAACUGCAUGCUUAGUGAUGAAAAGGGCAUUGAAAUCCCUGAUCAAUUUAAGGAUGAGAGCAAGAAGAUCAAGGAAGAGAAAUGGGCUCCUUCAUAUGUAUUUGAAGAAUUGUAUGACGGGGAAGGGAAAUGGUUGAGAGAUGAGCUUGCUAAAGGAAAUUAUCGCGACGAAGUUCUUGAACUAGGGAAGAUGCACGAUGGUGGUUAG
Molecule: messenger RNA, 3477 nt
Organism: Botrytis fragariae
Lineage: Eukaryota; Fungi; Ascomycota; Leotiomycetes; Helotiales; Sclerotiniaceae
Exons: 4
Coding region: 85-3477 (1130 amino acids)
Cellular component (GO): mitochondrion
Source: RefSeq, a predicted model, not a curated record